AAAAAGAGACUAUUAACGCAAAAUAUUGUCUGUUAAUAGUUGACAUUUCUGUAAAUUGUGCAGUCGGCUUUAUAAAAUUUUAAGCAACUUAAGUUUCAAACUCUGCUGUUUUGUUUUGAGUAAAAACAUGUUUUUAAAUGAUAUUGGACAGCCCUUAAUAUUAGAUCAUCGAAAGACAUAUGGGCCUUACGAACAACACGACGGACCGUUGAUACUGACAGCAGCCGCAUUUCAGGACCACGUAUAUCCUAAAAAUUGGUGUGGACAAGUUUUCGGUUCUGCAGACGAUGUAGCCCGGUUCCAGAGCACCGUAGCCGACGCCACCCAAGCAUACACAUAUAAUGUGCUUACCCCAAACGAACCGUUCCAAAUGGAAUACAAGAAAAUCAAGAAUACUUUGACUUUGAUACCAACGGAUCCCAAUACACGUUUAUAUUACCUGAAAAAUGACUAUAUAAGAGCCUUAUGGGUUGACAACUUGUCCGGGUAUUUGGACUUUAUUCCUAAGGCUGGAACGUCGUUUCAACGCGCCUUAAGCAUCGGUAUAGAUGUCAUCUAUAUUGACGAUUUAUGCUAUAUGUCAGACGAGGAUUGGACAGAGGCACAAAGGGAGAACAUUUACGCGCUGGUUGAACUUCUUAGACCAAAGUACUUGUAUGGAUUACGACAGGAUAAAUUACCUAAAAGUCUUCUUGAUCUGUGUGCUCAGAAAGGUGCACUUGAAUGGGAUUGAUUUUCUAAUGUACAGUACAAUGUUGUAACACCAAAAAUAUGGUAAAAAUUUUAAUUUACAAGGAAUCGCCAUAGGGUAUUUGAAAGUAACUAAAAGCUUUAACUAAUUUUAACUUCUCCGACAAAAAUAUACAUAGAUUAUGCUUUUGUCGCCUUGGCCUUGCUUUUGACUUUCUUUACACGCUUAAGGCCAUCCAUUUUGCUCUUCAUGAACUGUGUGUACAUUGCCAUAAUAGUGGGAACAUCUUCCUGGCGAACAACUGUGGAAAUCUAAAAUUUUGACAUUAAUGCAAAUUGUCCGCUAC
Molecule: messenger RNA, 1037 nt
Organism: Drosophila innubila
Lineage: Eukaryota; Metazoa; Arthropoda; Insecta; Diptera; Drosophilidae
Exons: 3
Coding region: 128-733 (201 amino acids)
Source: RefSeq, a predicted model, not a curated record